This is a messenger RNA of Branchiostoma belcheri (Belcher's lancelet), 1255 nucleotides long. Its product is annotated as FGFR1 oncogene partner 2 homolog. The record is from RefSeq and is a predicted model, not a curated record. NCBI's taxonomy places the organism in Eukaryota, Metazoa, Chordata, Leptocardii, Amphioxiformes, Branchiostomatidae. The transcript is spliced from 7 exons. The coding region runs from base 68 to 1255 and encodes 395 amino acids.
UCGGGCCGGCGACCCCGUCGGUGACCCCUUGUCGUUGGAAGAAGCAGGAAGAAAGAGCGCCGUCACCAUGACGCUGACGAUUGACCAGAUCCUGUCGGAGACGAAGAAGCUGGUAGACCGGCUCCGAGACCACGACACGGCCGCGGACGGCCUGAUUGGUCAGGCUCAGGUCCUCAACAAGCGCAUCGACGCCAUGAAACAGUACCAGGAAGAUAUGAAUGAGCUGAAUGAAGUUGCCCGACACAAACCGCGAUCGACGCUGAUCCUCGGCAUCCAGCAGGAGAACAGGCAGAUACGGGAACUGCAGCAGGAAAACAAGGAGCUGCGGGUUUCCCUGCAGGAGCACCAGGCUGCCCUGGAGCUCAUCAUGAGCAAAUAUCGGGAGCAGAUCCUGAAACUGGUCGUCGCAAAUCGACUUGAGAAGCCCUGGACUAGACUUCAGCUGGCUGCAACGCCACAGGAGGUGCAAACGAAGAUUGAGAAGAUCUGUGAGAUGGCAGCUGUCAUGGCCAAGGCCGUUGCUAUGGACGAUGAGUAUGUUGCUAAGGAGCAGGAGAGAGUGGCACAGCUAGAGGUGGAGAACAAGGGUCUGCGGGAACUUCUGGAGAUCAGCACAAAGCUGAAGGUCACACACUCGGGUGAAGGUCGCAGGGAGGACAAGCCCCCUCCCCCGUAUGUCCCCCGACAGACCCACGUGCUUCUCAAAGACAAGGAGCCAACAGCAACAACUGUGCCUGACAGGACAGCCCAACCAAAGGGGCUACCUAGCAGGGAGGGGCCACCUAGCAGGGAUGGGCCGCCUAGCAUAGAGGAGGUACCUAGCAGGGAUGGGCCGCCUAGCAGGGAUGGGGUACCUAGCAUAGAGGGGCCACCUAGCAGGGAUGGGGCACCUAGCAGGGAUGGGCUGCCUAGCAGGGAUGGGCCACCUAGCAGGGAUGGACCACCUACCAGUGGUGGGCCACCUAGCAUAAAGGGGCCACCUAGCAGGGAUGGACCACCUAGCAGGGAUGGACCACCUAGCGUAGAGGGGCUACCUAGCAGAGAUGGGCCAACUAGCAGGGAUGGGGCACCUAGCAGGGAUGGGCCACCUAGCAGGGAUGGGCCACCUAGCAGGGAUGGGGUACCUAGCAGGGAUGGACCACCUAGCGUAGUUGGACCACCUAGCAGCGAUGGACCACCUAGCAGGGGCCACCUAGCAGGGAUGGGGUACCUAGCAGGGAUGGACCACCUAGCAGGGAUGGACCACCUAGCGUAG